AUGUCAGCCAACGGCACCACUGAGCCUCAGGGCACCAGUGACAUUCUCGACAACGGCAAAGGCAAAGGAAAAGCCGUCGAGGAUGUUGCUCUAGCACAAGCUGAUGACGACUCCGACGAGGAAAGUGGCAUUGAAGAGCAGCAAGAACCAGAAGAUGAUGACGAGGAUAUGGAAGAGAUCGACCCUUCAAACAUCGUCUCAGGACGCACUCGCAACAAGCAGAUCGACUGGGCUGAGGCUGAAGAAAAGUCCAAGGCCGCUGGUGAUGACUUUGGCGAUGAGGACGAAGAUGAUGAUGAUGACUUCGUUGAAGCCGAGGAUGAUGAUGAUGAAAUGAGAGAUUGA
Messenger RNA from Exophiala bonariae, 345 nucleotides. RefSeq lists its product as uncharacterized. Bases 1 to 345 code for a protein of 114 amino acids. The transcript is spliced from 3 exons. The record is from RefSeq and is a predicted model, not a curated record. NCBI's taxonomy places the organism in Eukaryota, Fungi, Ascomycota, Eurotiomycetes, Chaetothyriales, Herpotrichiellaceae.